AUGAAGAACACACCAUCGAUGCCGCGGCCCCCCAUCACGCAGCUCCGGCCACUGCAUUCUCACCAACAGUCUUCCGACCAAGAGCUGGAAGCACCAUUGUCAGAAGUACAAUAUCGUCUUGACCAUGAUCCUCAACUGCUGCACCGGCCAAGCCCUCUCAAACCAAGACCCGACGAGGACACAACCAUCAAAGCCUUUGUAAAGCUCGUCUCCCGCAUAGUGAUCCUCGACCCUGGCGAGGCGUACUGUAUCCAAGACUCGGCACGCGGUGGCUUCAUCUUAGCUCGUUCCGUCAGCGCAGGCCCCGACGAGGAGGAGGAAGGAGCCUUUAGCUUCAUUGACUGCGAGGAUGGUCAUGACAUUCCAACUGACUUUUCGAUUGGUGAGGGAAAGGCCUUGCAGCUUCAUAUCGAUGUGAUAACCAAACAAGUACGGUUGACCGCGCAGGCCAAUAUCAUACCUUCGGCCGCUCUCGAGGCUCUGGGUCGCAUGCUGGACGACCUCAUCCUCGGUCUGCAGCAAGAUCAAGGCCAGACCCCUGCCUUUGUUCCCCCAGGAGCCGAGCUGCUCAAACAGCCUGCGGGACCAAGGGAGACGGCCCUGGACUUUCUCGUGUGCCUCGAACGCGGCAAGAGAAUCAAGUAUACAUAUCAGCAGGUGGAAAACACAGCCAACGCGCUGGCGGCUAAGCUGGUUCGCACAUGUGCACGGUCACAGUCGCAACCGUCCAUCAAGACCGUUGCCGUGCUCAUGGGACCCUGCCCAGAGCUGUACAUCAGCUAUCUGGCUGCUCUUAAGGCCGGCAUGGCCUUCUGUCCCAUUCCCGUGGACGCCCCUGAAGAGAGAAAGGGGGCGCUGAUAGCAGAUCUGAAGCCAGCUGCUCUUGUCGUGGCCGCAUCAACGCAGCCCGGCAUGCGACGUCAAAUCGGAAAGACACUCAUUUCCAUCAUCAUCCGCGGCGGAGACUGA
Hirsutella rhossiliensis is the source of this 969-nucleotide messenger RNA. Its product is annotated as AMP-binding enzyme domain-containing protein. Gene Ontology annotation, biological process: amino acid activation for nonribosomal peptide biosynthetic process; secondary metabolite biosynthetic process. The record is from RefSeq and is a predicted model, not a curated record. NCBI's taxonomy places the organism in Eukaryota, Fungi, Ascomycota, Sordariomycetes, Hypocreales, Ophiocordycipitaceae. The coding region runs from base 1 to 969 and encodes 322 amino acids. The transcript is spliced from 5 exons. Gene Ontology annotation, cellular component: cytoplasm. Gene Ontology annotation, molecular function: phosphopantetheine binding.